CACUCACUCACUCACUCACUCGCUCACUCACUCACUCAGUCGACGCUGCAGUUUUCCCAAAAUGUGCACUUUGCUUCUCCAGCGCGGAUUAACACUUUGGGAGACCUUGCCCUCUAAUGGGGAGAAGCCGCAUUAACUUGUGGACACACUUCCAUUAACUGCCUUUCUCUGCCGCCGGCCAGGUCACCGAGCCGUGCACGCGCCGUGGGCUUAUCCACCGACACCCGGCGUGAGGAGGGAUAUUUAAUCGACUAUUUAGAGUCCUAAUAGGUGCACUUCUUCCCAGUUCUGACUGACAGACCGGAUCACGUGCACAGAUGCCCUCAAAGCUGCACGUUAUCUUUCUCCUACAAGCCUGGAGGAAGUUAGAAGAAGAGAGGGUAAGCGCUGCAGGAAUUCAAUUUCAGCACGGAAAUUCUGGUUGGCUCAAACCACCUGCAGCACUAUCGCUACCGUUAUUACUUUUUUAACUUCUAACGUCAUUUUUUCACACUUGUUCUUAUGCUCAGGCGGCAGACGAAGUGACGCUACUGUUUUUUGCAUGGACUGCAAGGAGCGUUAGUCCCGGCCCGGGCCGCGAUGCCGUUUGCGGCCGUCUGUGGGUUCAACAACGAGACGACGUUAGGCGUGGGGGGGGUGGAGGGGGGUUAACCUGUCACAGACACUACCCCAUCAAAUGACUCCGCCCUGACUCACAUUAGGGGUCAGGGGCUGCGGGCCGCAGCAUGGGCAACUCCUCCGGGAAGGGAGGGGGAGAAGAGGAGGGCGAAGGGGCGAAGGAUGGCGAAGAGGCUGACUUUGCAGAGAAGAAGAAGGACGAGGUGGUGGAGGUCGAAGCAGCGCUCCCGAUGGGGGUGGAGGAGUUGUUCGACAGCGGGGAUCCCGUGCUGGACUUGAGCUACCGCAAAUUUAAGCGUCUGCCGUCGCGCGUCAGCCGGCUGCUGCAUCUGGAGAAGCUGUACGUCUGUGGGAACAGCCUGCGCACCCUGCCCGACAGCGUCUCCCAGCUGCAAGGUCUGCGCAUCCUGGCCCUCGACUUCAACAAGAUGGAGGACGUCCCCGCCGCCGUCUGCCAGCUCACCAAGCUCACGCGCCUCUACCUGGGCAGCAACCGGCUCAUGACCCUCCCGCCCGAGCUGCGGAACCUGCAAAGUCUGCGCUGUUUGUGGGUGGAGAGCAACUACAUCCAGAGUUUUCCACAGGAGCUCUACGACCUUCCCCACCUCAAGUCCCUUCAGAUUGGAGACAACCGGCUGAAGACUCUGCCCUCUGACCUCUGCCGCAUGGAAGCUCUGAGGGGAUUGUGGCUCUAUGGGAACCGCUUUGAUACCUUCCCCAAAGUGUUGCUGCGCAUGGAGGGUUUGGAGAUUUUGGAUCUGGACCGCAACAAGAUAUCGGAGUUUCCCAGCCUGAGGCGUCUCCGCGCCCUCCGGCUCUUCUCCUACGACCACAACCCAGUGGAUUGCCCUCCUCGAGUGGGCGAGGAGGUGCUCGUGGUUGGGGAAGGCGCUGCAGAGUUCCUGGAGCAGCGCGAGGCCAAAAAUGAGAGGCUGCGAAAGGCCGCCGAGGAAGAGGCCGAAGAGUUGGCCCUGGCGGGCGAGGAGCUGGUGAUUCACGGCAUCCUGAAAAACAGCAGCUCCAACUCCAAACAAUCUGGGGGGAGUGGAGAGGACGCGGACACUAAAGAGGAAGAGUGGCUGGCGAACGAGAGGGAGGAGGAUGUGGACGGAGCUGAGCUCGAGUAUGACGAGGAGGGGCUCGAGUAUGAGACGGAGGAGCUGAUAUGCGAGGGGGAGGGGUUCGAGUACGAGGGGGACGACCUGGAGUACGAGAGGGCUCAGCUGGACUAUGAGUACGAGGGGCCGGAGGACGCCGGGAGACAAGAUGAAGGGGCGUGAGAUGCCCCUCACACAUCCAGACUCAGAUGAUCCGCGGGCGGGGCGGCGGCGGAUGACGGAGAUGAAGCUGACACAAAUGAUCCGUGCUGCUAAUCGCUAAUCUAGCGUUGACUGUGAAAAAUGAAUGAGCGUUAAGGCAUUAUGAAACUGUAAACCGAAGGCACCUGUGACAUCUCAAUCAACUGCAAAUGACCAAAUCAGAGCAGGACAAAGCAGGUGGUUUGUGUGUGUGUGUGUGUGUGUGUGUGAGAGAGUGUGUGCGAGGGUUGUAACACCUGGGCUAUUUUUUGUGUACACCAUCUUAUUAAACGUUAUCUCGGCUGGUGAAGUUGGCGUAUUUAUGGUGAAAUAAUGGUCACUGGGACCCGGUGCACGCGCCAGCUACUGUUUACUCUGUAGUGUUUCCACAUGGUCAGCGUCUCCUCCGUGAGCACCUCGGCCUCGACGCGCUGCCACUUUCAUAGGCCGAGACAGCGUGCGAGCAAAGUAAAUGUGUGUAUUGGAUUUAGAUCUACAAAAUAUUUAUGACAUGCUUACACAACCAUCCAACCCUUGUCCGUGUUGUGUAAGCAGUCCUGAGAAGGAAGAGCGCGGGACUAGCAGGAUCAUUAGAGGGCUGAAUAGCUGGUGUGCCUCGCCAUAAAAGGUAAGUCUGCAGAGAUCGGCUCCAGACAUGAAAUGAAAAGUAUCAAGCGGGAGUUCAGCGGGUCAGACAGGGGUCGGUCGUGACCUUUGUGUACUCCUUUUUGUCAGCGACCGCACCUCCUGUGACUCUGUCUCUUAACGCCAAGCAGGUCCGGCCCUUGUUCUCCUCUCAUUUCUUCACUCAUUAUUCAUGUGGGGCUCGUAUGUAAUCCAAUCCUCUUUGCCUCCACGUAUCUCCUCCUCACAUCUCAUUGAAGGAUUGAAAUAUUCAUCCAAGCGCUGAAAUAUUCAUACGGGUAGUCACGUGGCAGUGUGUCUCAACUGUAGUGCAAGUUGAUAUCUUCAAAUUGAGUGUUUUGUUUAAUCAACAGUCUCAAACCAAAAAUUCUAUUCAGUUUAUAUUGUCGGAUUUGAGAUAUUGUUUGGUCAGGUGAAUUGAUUUGUCUUUAAAAUGACGCAAAACAACAUGAAAGGCUCGUCACAGCUUCUCAGAGCUUAAUGUCUAAUGUCCUAACAAACAACCAAAGACAAUAAACUACAGUGAUUGAGAUUAAAAGCAAUAAAGCAAUAGCUCACUCUGGAGGAGCCGGAACCGGACAAUGUUUGACACUUGAAAAAGACAAG
Pungitius pungitius (ninespine stickleback) is the source of this 3167-nucleotide messenger RNA. RefSeq names its product leucine-rich repeat-containing protein 10B. The record is from RefSeq and is a predicted model, not a curated record. Bases 726 to 1898 code for a protein of 390 amino acids. Lineage: Eukaryota; Metazoa; Chordata; Actinopteri; Perciformes; Gasterosteidae. The transcript has a single exon. Gene Ontology annotation, molecular function: protein binding.